Molecule: messenger RNA, 2355 nt
Organism: Prunus persica (peach)
Lineage: Eukaryota; Viridiplantae; Streptophyta; Magnoliopsida; Rosales; Rosaceae
Product: putative leucine-rich repeat receptor-like serine/threonine-protein kinase At2g19230
Exons: 13
Coding region: 1-2355 (784 amino acids)
Biological process (GO): protein phosphorylation
Molecular function (GO): protein kinase activity; protein binding; ATP binding
Source: RefSeq, a predicted model, not a curated record
AUGUCGCAUGCCCACAAGCAAUUCCUCUUUGCAGUGCUUGUUGGUUUUGCUCUUGCAGCCUUAGUCCAUUCCCAGAACCAAUCAGGCUUCAUUAGCAUAGAUUGCGGUCUCCCGAAUAAUUCCGGCUACACUGAAACGACAACAGGCAUUAAUUACAUUUCAGACUCGACCUUCAUAGACACCGGUGAAAGCAAGUACUUAUCGGCUAAUCAUGAUUUGAACUAUUAUCAACCACACUGGUACGUAAGGAGCUUUCCUCAAGGAGCGAGGAACUGCUACAAAAUAAACGUCACAUAUGGCACCAAGUAUUUGAUCCGAGCUGGUUUUCAGUAUGGGAAUUAUGACGGCGAAAAUAAACCACCCGGAUUCGAAUUGCAUCUCGGAGCUAAUUUGUGGGAUAAAGUGAAUUUCUCGACGGAGUUUAAUCAGACAACCAGAGAGCUCAUACAUGUCACUCUGCAAGACUACAUACAUAUUUGUUUGGUGAACACAAACAAAGGGGUUCCAUUUAUAUCAUCGAUCGAACUAAGGCCUUUACUCAAUACAUCUUAUAAACAAGGACCGGGGUUUUUGGCACUUGUCUCGCGGUAUGACACUGGUUUGUCUACAACUAAUGAUACAGGAUCCAGCAGGUUGCUAAGUGGCGAUGAUGGUGGUGGGGCGGUGAUGGCAGCGAGGGCUAGUGGUGGCCCUGAUAAGGUGGUAGUAGAAGAGGUUGUGGGUCCAGGGUAUCCAACCGAUAUUCAUGAUCGCAUCUGGGAGCCCUAUUACGUUUCUGAUGAGACAGAGUUCCAGUUAAGAACCUCAGCCAUCAUGAAUGAAUCUUAUCAAAAUGCUUUCGAAAUACCAUCUGCUGUGAUGAGCACUGCUGUGGCUCCAAAAAAUGCAAGUCAUGCCUUGCAAUUUUACUGGGAUUCUCCUGAUAACAAUUCGGAAUAUUAUAUCUACUUUCACUUUGCAGAAAUUGAAAAGCUUCGGCCUCACCAGCUUAGAAAUCUCUUUAUUAUUUGGAGCGGUGGAUGGUCUCCACGCCCAUUUGUUCUCCGUUACUUGAACGCGGUAACAGUUUCCAACACCUGGCCCUUUAGUGGGUCCAGAAAACAUUCUUUUUCAAUCCUCAAGACUGACAACUCUACCCUUCCACCCAUCCUCAAUGCCUACGAGAUUUACGAGGCUAAAAGGUUCCUAGAAUUGGAGACAAACCAAGGAGAUAUCGAAGCAAUCGAAAACAUCAAGCUACAUUACAAAAUCAGUAAGAACUGGCAAGGAGAUCCAUGCAGCCCUCAAGCUUACAAGUGGGAAGGACUAAAUUGUAGCUAUCCUGAAUCCAGGCCCCCAAGAAUCAUAUCUUUGGACUUGUCCUCCAGUGGCUUAAGAGGCCAGAUAUCUCCUUUUAUAGCCAAUCUCACAAUGAUACAAGCUCUGGAUUUAUCAAACAAUGACUUGACGGGACCAAUUCCAGACUUUUUGUCCCAAAUGCCAGAUUUAUAUGUCCUAAACUUGGGAAAGAACAAGCUCGCAGGCCCAGUUCCAGCAGGGCUCAUUGACAGAAAUAAAAAUGAUGGGCUAUCAUUGAGUCUCUGUGAAAAUCCAAAUAUAUCCAAAUUAGGACACGUUUCUUGCAAAUCAAGGAAGAAGCAAAAUGUCGUUAUUCCCGUAGUAGUAUCCAUAACUGGAACUUUGAUCCUCUUAUUAACUGUAGCAGCUAUCUGGUGGAGAUGUAAAAGUGAAAAGAAAGAUGGUAAGACUUCCAAAUACUUGAGAUUAACAAUUUUCAUCCAAACAGAGCCAUUCAAGAUACAGGGUAGAAAAUUUACAAAAUCAGAGAUCGACAAGAUCACCAACAAUUCUACACUAAUUGGAAGAGGCGGAUUUGGAGAAGUCUACCAUGGCACUCUGGAAAAUGAUGCUCAAGUUGCCGUGAAAAUACUCAAUUUAUCAUCAAAACAAGGCUCUGAAGAAUUUCAAAAUGAGGUUAAACUAUUGAUGAGAGUUCAUCAUAGAAACUUGGUUUCUUUCAUUGGCUACUGUGACAGUCCUAUGGCACUUGUUUACGAAUAUGUUGGGAAUGGAAAUUUGCAACAGCAAAUAUCAGCUGCAGGUGCAGAUAUAGGCUUGACUUGGAAGCAGAGACUUCAGAUUGCAGUAGAUACAGCACGAGGAUUGGAAUAUCUACAUGAUGGUUGCAAACCGCCGAUACUACAUAGAGAUUUGAAGCCUUCCAACAUCUUGUUAAAUGAGACACUGCAAGCCAAGAUAGCUGAUUUUGGAAUUUCUAAAGCUCUUGCAACUGAAACUGCUACUCAUGCAUUAACAAACCUCAGAGGAACAUAUGGGUACCUGGAUCCUCAGUAA